Paramecium primaurelia is the source of this 794-nucleotide messenger RNA. Lineage: Eukaryota; Ciliophora; Oligohymenophorea; Peniculida; Parameciidae. The record is from the annotation of a GenBank genome assembly.
AUGAAUAGAAAUAAUAAUAAUUGCUUGCACAAUAAAAAAUAUAAUAAUUAAUUGAAAGGACUCAUCUAUAAAAUUUUUACAAAACUUAAUAAUACAAUUUAUAGAAAAAUAAAGAAUUUUUAGAUCAAAUUAAAUUUAAUAUAGAUUUUAGAAGAGAUAUUCUACUUAAGUUAAACCAAUAAAAUUCUUAAAGUUUUAGCUUUGAUAAUGAAAUUUAUAAGAUUCAAAAUAUUUUGGUGUAAUAUAAUAGGUUUUAAUAUAAUUAUUAACCGAUUUUUUUUUUAAAUGAAAUUCAAACUAUCAAUUAAUAAUAUUAUCCAUCUGAUAUUGGUACUUCAAUAAUUCGAUAAGUUAUUAAUUCAGAUUUUGGUUCUACUCAAAUUCAUAGAAAUAGAGAGGCUUUGAAUACAGAGAUUUAAGAUAAAAUUGAAUAAUAUUAAUUAUCUAAUGAAGAACAGAGCGUUGGGGAAAUUAAAUAGAACAGAGGUGUAUAAUAAUAAUAAGGGAUAGAGUAUACAUUUUAAAUUUAGACUUCCCUUUAGGAAUAAACUUAUUAGGAAAGAGAUCAGUAAUCAUUAGAUUAUUUUAAAAAUAACAGAGUACACAAUUUUAAAUUGAAUGAUUAAGUUGUAUAGAGUUUCAAUGAGAGCGAAAAAGAAGAUAUAUUGAAUCAUUAAUAAUUGGAAUAGAUAAUAAAUAAUCAUAGGAGUAAGGGUAGUGAUAUUUAGAAUAAUUAAUAAAGAAAAAGGAAAUAGGAAAUAUGUUGUAAUAUACGUUAAUCAUUAUUUGAUUGA